Molecule: messenger RNA, 4483 nt
Organism: Heteronotia binoei (common prickly gecko)
Lineage: Eukaryota; Metazoa; Chordata; Lepidosauria; Squamata; Gekkonidae
Gene: KLHL21
Product: kelch like family member 21
Exons: 4
Coding region: 58-1839 (593 amino acids)
Molecular function (GO): protein binding
Source: RefSeq, a predicted model, not a curated record
GGGAGGCGGCGGCGGGCGGCGCGUCUUUGUGUGCCUGCGCGUCUGGCGGCGCAGAGGAUGGAGACGGCGACAGAGGCGGCGCACGGGACUGCGCUCCUGCGGGGCCUGGCCGCCUUGCGGGCGGAGCGGUGCCUGCUGGACGUGACGCUGGUGGCGGGCAGCGGGCGGGAGUUCGGGGCCCACCGGGCCGUGCUGGCGGCGGCCUCGGGCUACUUCCGCGCCAUGUUCGGCGGGGCCCUGCGGGAGGCGCGGGCGGAGCGAGUGCGGCUGCACGGCGUGGAGCCUGAGUGCCUGGCGUUGCUGCUCGACUUCGCCUACACUGGCCGCGUGGCGCGCCUGGGCCCGGAGCUGGCCGAGCGCCUCCUGCGCGCCGCCGACCUGCUCCAGUUCCCGGCCGUCAAGGAGGCGUGCGGCGCCUGGCUGGCGGCGCGCCUGGAGCCGGCCACGGCGCUGGAAAUGCAAGAUUUCGCCGAGACCUUCGCGUGCGCGCCGCUCGCCGCCGCCGCCCACCGCUGCGUCUUGCGCCACGCCGCCGCCGGCUCCGACGGGCUGGGCGCGCAGCUGGAGCGGCUGCCGCUGGCCCGCCUCGUCUCCUACCUGCGCGACGACGCGCUGCGCGUGCCCAAGGAAGAGGCCGCCUUCGCCCUGGCCUUGCGCUGGGUGCGCGCCGAGCCGGCCGCGCGCGCCGCGCUCCUCCCGCAGCUGUUGGCCCACGUCCGCCUGCCCUUCGUGCGCCGCUUCUAUCUGCUGGCCCACGUGGAGGGCGAGCCGCUGGUGGCGCGCUCGGCCGCCUGCCUCCGCCUCGUGGCCGAGGCGCGCCUCUUCCAGGCCGCACGCCUCGACCGGCACGACUUCGGGCCCUGCGCGCGCCUCCGCCCGCGCCCCUCCACCGGCCUGGCCGAGAUCCUGGUGGUGGUGGGCGGCUGCGACCGGGACUGCGACGAGCUCGUCACCGUCGACUGCUUCAACCCGCGCACUGGCCACUGGCGCUACCUGGCCGAGUUCCCCGACCACCUGGGCGGCGGCUACAGCCUGGCUGCCCUCGGCAACGACAUCUACGUCUCCGGAGGAUCUGAUGGCUCCAGACUCUACGACUGUGUCUGGCGAUACAAUUCCAGUGUGAAUGAGUGGACGGAGGUGUCCCCAAUGUUAAAAGCCCGCGAGUACCAUAGCUCGGUGGUCUUGGAUGGACUUCUCUAUGUCGUGGCUUCGGACAGCACAGAACGCUACGACCACUCGCUGGAUGCCUGGGAGGCGAUGCAACCCAUGCUCUACCCCAUGGACAACUGUUCCACCACAGCCUGCCGUGGCAAGCUCUAUGCCAUAGGUUCGUUGGCUGGCAAAGAGUCCAUGGUUAUGCAGUGCUACGACCCGGAGACGGACCUGUGGUCUCUUGUCAACUGCGGGCAGGUGCCCCCUUGGUCAUUCGCCCCCAAAACGGUCACUCUCAGCGGGCUGAUGUAUUUUGUAAGAGAUGACUCUGCUGAAGUUGAUGUGUACAACCCGGCGAAGAAUGAAUGGGACAAAAUCCCUUCAAUGCUCCAGGUUCACGUUGGGGGCAGCUUAGCUGUGCUAGGCGGGAAGCUCUAUGUCUCUGGCGGCUAUGACAGCACCUUCGAACUUUCAGGCGUCGUCGAAGCGUACGAUCCCGAAACGCGGACCUGGAGCGUGGUGGGUCAGCUGCCGGAGCCGAUCUUCUGGCACAGCAGCGUCAGCAUUUUCCGCCAGUUCAUGCCCGAGACCCAGGAAGACGAGGAGCUCCCCCUGGACAACGCCGUCAGCCUGAGCCGUCAGCAGCAGCAGAACCUUCGCAACCAGAACCUGAAUGAGCUGCACUAACGGCUGGCCGGCUUGUCUCUGGUGGCUAGGAGCCAAUCUGCCACCCAGAACGGACGUCACUUCUGGGGCGGGAGGCAAGCUGGGCGUUGGAGUCUGUGACGUGCAUGCUUGAAGAGGCGACCCGAAUUGCCGGGCAGAUGGAAAAGAGGAGCAUAGGGGGCACUGAGUGUUUUCCUUGGGGAUCAGCCUUCUCUUUGGCAGGGGAGGGGGCAGCAGAACAGGGGAAUUCCUGGAAAGGAAUCUUUUAGGGGUGGGGGAAUGGUUGACUCAUCACCUGGCUGGAAGCUGAGAGAGUGAUGAUUGGAGGAGUAGCCUUUCCAAAAGGGGUCUGAUAGCUCCCCCUCCCUUGCCGAAAGCAUCUCCUCCCACCAAAUCCUUUACUCCUUAAGGGAAAAACAGUCUCCCUCCACAAAAGAAUAGUUCAGGUAGCAGCAGGUUGGUAAGCUGCUGUUGUGCAUGGGCAGCUGCAGUCUCUGCACCCCUUCUGUUUAACACCUGCCUUUGGUGGACCCCUUCCUCUCCCUGUAAGGAAGGAGUUCCAAACCCGGUUUCCUUUUUUUGGGGAGAGAACCCACAAUCAGGUGCCAAUGGGUGGGAUAGUGCUGCUUUGGGAGAUGCUGUGUCAUAUCUGUUUUGUUAGCUGCUCAUAUUGCGGGGAGGGGGGGUGGGAUUGGAUAGAAUAACUAGAGUUGCUUCUGAAGAUGAGCAAAGGAAAAAUAACAGUAUUCAAGUGAGUAAUUUUGUUGUGCAAACAGUGUAGCUGCUAUGGUGUGUGUUUGGCACAAGAGGAUCCCGUGUUCCUCUAAUGAACUCACAGCACCUCCUUUCAGUGUUGGUGCCUUCUAUGUUUUGAGUAGAGAGAACUAUUUUUUCCCCCUGUCCCUUAGGACAAUAUUAUUGCUUCUGAUGGUCUCUAAACGUUCUAGUUUUCACAGAGCAAGUUGAGCAAUUGUAUUUUAUUUUUUUUAUUUAAUCGGAGCAAGCGUGUGGAACCAGAGAAGCCUCCCAGUCAGUUGUUUGGCAUGUCGGCAGUGGGUGUUCCUGAUGAGGUUUUUCAGUUGCUGAGUGUCAGAUUCCCAUUUGGAAAAGAAACAGGAGAAGGGUGGUUAUCACAGAUAGUCAAGGGCCUUUUCCCCCCUUCCUUCCAGUUGCUGCUGUGGAGGUCCCUAAGAAGGGACCAGUUGUUUUUUUGACUCACUGUUUGGUUCAGGGCACUUUCUCUUAGUUUUCUAAAGCCAAAUGAUAAGAUGGAGAGAGGGGAGGAUCUCCAUUGGGGGGGGUGGGGCACUCUUAUUUAACAGGUUUGAGGUUUUCACCAAUGGUGCCUUAAUGGAAUGCAGCUUGAAACAAGCCUUAGCCCUGGUUCACACACGCAGGAGGAAUUAAGUUGGUCAAAUGCACCACUUUAGCUUCAGCAGAGGGGUCCCCAUUUGACAUGCCUUCUCUUGGUCGACUCCCCCCAAACAGAAAACCAGCAUUUCCAGCCAAGAGAGAAAGUAGACCUUUUCUCCCUGCUGGUGCUCAUUUUCUGCACAAAGAAACAUUCCAGAGUCUGGAAUCCUCCACCUGAUGUCUGAAGCUGUGUGGUACCGUUUGACCCCCUCAGGGCUCCACUGCCUCCUCCUUCUGAAUGUGUGAAACAGGCCACAGCUCCCACCCUCCACCGGCGCUGCCAAAGACGGCGGACCGACAUUUUGGAUCUGUGCUUUGUUCUUGGUUCUUCUCGAAGGCAUCCCCUGGUGAGCUGCCAUCACAGAGAGAAGCAGCAGCUAUUCCUGAGCUGCGGGAAACAGCAGACUGGCCACUGGUCUGCAGAAAAAGGUUUAGCUGCUUGUGAAGCUAGAAUGGGCAUGGUCAGGUUGUCAGUUUGUGACCAUGGAAUGGCCUUGGGUUAGCCAUAGCUGUCUCGGAGCUGUCCUUGAAAGGGCAGCUGCUGUGAAAGCUCUCUCAGCCCCACCCACCUCACAGGGUGUCUGUUGUGGGGGGAGAAGAUAAAGGAGAUUGUAAGCCGCUCUGAUUCAUAGAGAAGGGCAGGGUAUAAAUCUGCAGUUCUUCUUCAUGCAAGACUCAGUGCCAGAGCAUGAGGCUGUACAUUGCGAGGGCAUGCGUGCAUGCAUAUUGCGAGGUGUGUUCUGCUUCAGCCUUUACUCACCUUUUUAAAAAAACACAUCAACCUGUGUUUUUCUCAUUCUUUCUGACUUGCGUGUUCCUUUGUGCCAAAGGAGCCGAUGAUCUCUGCAUCCCAAGCCCUUCCUUUGCUUUAAGGGCUUGCUCAGGAUGGCAGAUUUUUUGCAACUCUGCGCCAGCUGUUUACAGACCUUGAGCUGCUACUGCUGCCUACAUCUUGUACUGUUAUUACUUAACCCAUAAAGUCUCAUGUGCUGGCCUAUUAAGAUGAUACUCCCCCCCCCCCCCAUGUAAUGCUCACUGCUGGAUCUGUAGCAGCUUGGAAGCUCUAGAACCAGAUGGACAACUUUGUAUUUAUUUAACUUUGGGAGGUCUUGUGUUCAGCCUUUAAGUAUUGUAUGUAACAUACCUGGUGGGGGGGCAGGGGGGAAUAGAAAAAACGGUAUUAUAUUUUGAAAUUUUUUUUCCUUCAAAACUUGAAAAUCUGAAGGAUGAAUAAAGUGUGCGUUCAGUGUAA